AUGCCUCCGAAAAAGAAAGCCAGCAACCCGGGAGGGCCUAAGCCUGGUACUAAACAGGCCAAGGCUGCCGCAGAAAUCAAAGACAAGAAGGCCGCAGCCGUGCCCGAAGAGCCCAAAAAACCAACGGUGAAAGAGGUGAUUGGCGGCGCAUCAUGGACGGGCAAAUUACCCGUCAAUAUGCUCUCGGAGCAUUGCCAAAAGCAAAAAUGGGAGAAGCCAGAGUACAGCAUGAUCAAUACCUCAAAUGGCCAUGUAUCCGCCGUGACGAUGAAACGAGUAGACCCGAAAACUCGCGAAUUGACCGUUCUCCCUCCGAUGAAAUUGCCUCCAUCACAUAAGGAACUAGCGGCGCAGGCGACGGCCCUCGAGGCUCGUCAUUUUGCCGCCGCAUGGGCGUUGUUCCGUGUGUGCAAUAUGCGCAACAUUCAUAUGAUGAUGCCGCCUAAAUAUAAAAAGCUGUGGAAGGAGGAUUUUGCCGAGAUUAAGGCGGCUGAGACUCGCGAGGGUAAAGGCUGGCUGUACGAAGCAGAUCCAUUCUUAGCCAAGCAGGAGCGAGAGAGUGCGGCCGCGGACUUGGAAAAGAAGAGGAUCGAACGUGCAAAGGCGCAGGCCAAGGAGAAGGUUUCAUCGACAGAUCUUGGACUUGGAGGUGGUGAUGCUAGAAGCAAACGAAUUUGGUCGCAGGCACCCAAGGUGGAAAUGGGCACUCGGAUUCGGCGAGAGAUCGAAGGACUCCUCCGUCAGCACACAAACUGGAACCCAUAUGGGGUGAAGGUUUCCGAGGCGGAACAGAAAGCCACUGUAGAGGAAUUCUCCAAACUUGGAUUCCGUCGAAGCCACGUUGAGGAGGCUGCUGUGGAGUGCAAGGACCGUGAGGAGGUGCUGGAGUGGCUUUUGGUCUACGUGCCUGAAGAUGACCUGCCUCGAUGGUGUUUGCCUGAAGGGUACUCAGCUGGUGUCAGCCUUGCAGCUGGGGAUCUGGCACGGGAAGCAAAGAUCAAGCGUCUUGCCUCCAUUGGUUAUCCUGUGGAUCUGUGCUCUCAGGUUCUCGAUGGCAAGGAUGGCGAUGAGCUAGCUGCUGCAGAAUAUUUACAAAGUACAUUGGCCCAUGGUUCUGAAUUUGCAUCUGCUUCGAUCCCAGAGGGCAAUCCGGAAGCCUGGGCUGAAGAACAAGAUACUCUUGAGGCCAUCUUUGGAGAGCGCUACAUUCGUGUUUCACCGAGGCUCUGUGAGAUUAAAAGCGAGGCUUCUGAGAUUCCAGAGAAUACCACUUUCCGUUUCCAGGAGCCAUCUUCACACUAUCCCUCAGUCGCCCCGGUCAUAUCUAUUCAAGCCAAGGGCAUCCCGGCUUACAUUCGUCUCAGCGCCAUUCGCCGAGCUGUGCAGUAUGCAGAGGAGAAAUUCUCAGGCGAAUCUAUGAUUUUCAACAUUAUGGAUUGGUUAGAGAUGAACCUAUUAGAAAUCAUGGAAAACCCAGGCAGACUUCGGGAAAUCUCCGCCGUGACAGUAUCACCAGCCGCGAAUACCCAUGAAAUUCCUGUGCGCAGCUCUCGCAAACAGCGCCGGGGCAUUGACUGGAAAGCCAAUUCCCCCGCAAGCAUCGCAAUUCUGGAUGCCUGGGAGGCAAAGCAGCACAGUGCUGCGCAGAUUGAGAUGUCUCGCAAGAGACAGGCACUACCUGCUUGGAACACUCAAUAUGCCAUUGUUGAAGCUGUAAACUCGCAUCAAGUUACCAUUAUUUCCGGCGAAACUGGUAGUGGUAAAAGUACACAGUCUGUACAGUUCGUACUUGACGAUAUGAUUCAGCGAGGCUUGGGAGGUGCUGCGAACAUCAUUUGCACGCAGCCUCGUCGUAUCUCAGCUUUGGGUCUUGCCGAUCGAGUUAGUGAUGAGCGAUGUUCAACCGUCGGUGACGAGGUUGGAUACGUGAUUCGUGGCGAAUCGAAAGCCAAGCAGGGCGCAACUAAGAUCACAUUUGUGACGACUGGUGUUUUGCUUCGCCGUAUUCAGUCUGGUGGCGAUGCCGAUGGUAAUGUCGCCAGCUCUUUGGCAGACGUUUCGCAUGUGGUGGUUGAUGAAGUCCACGAGCGAAGUCUCGACACUGACUUCCUUCUGGCCCUCCUCAGGGAUGUUUUGAAACACCGUAAAGAUCUCAAGAUCAUUCUCAUGAGUGCCACGCUGGAUGCAAAUAUCUUCAUGAGCUACUUUGGUGGGCCGAAGUCCGUCGGCCUGGUGACCAUCCCGGGACGAACUUUCCCGGUUAAUGAUUACUACCUGGACGAUGUCAUUCGGGAUACCGGAUUUGCUCCUGAAUUGAAUGAAUGGGACGAGGAUAUGGAGCCGUCAUCACAAGACGAAAUGACUUUGGGUAAAGCUUUGCGCAGCAUCGGAAUGGGCAUCAACUAUGACUUGAUCGCAUCUACCGUUCGAUUUAUCGAUGCUGAAUUGGGAGAUCACCCUGGGGGAAUCCUGAUCUUUUUGCCAGGAACGAUGGAGAUUGAAAGGUGCCUAACGGCUAUCAAGAGAAUUCCAAACGUUCACCCACUUCCUUUGCAUGCAUCUUUACUUCCGGCAGAGCAGCGUCGGGUUUUUCAAAGUCCUCCCAGAGGCAAGAGAAAGGUCAUUGCAGCCACCAACGUGGCGGAAACAUCCAUCACUAUCGAGGACGUUGUCGCCGUCAUUGAUACAGGUCGAGUUAAAGAAACAAGCUACGAUCCCAAAGACAACAUGGUCCGACUCCAAGAAGUCUGGGCAUCGCAGGCAGCUUGCAAACAGCGCCGUGGUCGAGCAGGUCGUGUCCGUGCAGGAACCUGCUAUAAACUAUACACACGCAAAGCCGAAUCAAACAUGGCACCACGACCGGACCCGGAAAUUCGCCGUGUCCCUUUGGAACAGCUAUGCCUGUCCGUGAAAUCCAUGAAAGGUAUCGAAGACGUUGCCACUUUCUUAGCCAACACAAUCACGCCACCAGAAAGCAUAGCCGUCGAAGGCGCUCUCAGCUUCCUACACCGAGUCGGAGCCCUAGAUCACAACCGUCUUACCGCACUAGGCCGCUAUCUAUCCAUGAUCCCGGCCGAUCUCCGCUGUGCCAAGCUCAUGAUCUACGGCUCGAUCUUCGGCUGCAUGGAACCCUGCCUCACAGUCGCAGCCAUCCUAACAGUCAAAAGCCCAUUCGUAUCUCCCCGCGAAAAACGCGAUGAAGCCGACGCCGUGAAAGCCACCUUCUCCCGUCCCGGAGACGGAGAUCUCCUCACAGAUCUAUCAGCUUACCAAGCCUGGUCCGAACGUGCCCGCACCCAAGGCCACUGGCAAUCGCAGUCAUGGUGCGGUCAGAACUUCUUGUCCCACCAAACUCUCCGCGAUAUCUCGUCCAACCGAGCUCAAUUCGUGACAUCACUUAAAGACGCAGGUCUUCUUCCAGUGGACUACAACGAUGGCGCAAACUCCUGGAACCGAAACGCUUCUAACCGGAAUCUUAUCCGCGCGCUCAUCGCAGGAGCGUUCCAGCCACAGGUUGCACAGAUUUCAUUCCCGGAUAAGAAAUUUGCCAGCUCAGUCACCGGUACUGUUGAGGUUGAUCCGGAUGCACGAACAAUCAAGUAUUUCAACCAGGAGAAUGGACGUGUUUUCAUUCAUCCUAGUUCAAUUCUUUUCUCUGCGCACGGUUAUCCCAGUUCUGCUGCGUAUUUGAGCUAUUUCACCAAGAUGGCAACGAGUAAGGUUUUCAUCCGCGAUUUGACUCCAUUCAACGCAUACUCAUUACUCCUCUUCUGCGGCUCCAUCACUCUCGACACGAUGGGCCGUGGACUGGUUGUAGACGGCUGGCUCCGGCUACGUGGUUGGGCAAGAAUCGGUGUGCUUGUUUCACGGUUGCGCACAAUGCUGGAUGAGGCACUUGCGGCGCGGAUUGAUAGCCCGGCAUUGGGCUCGGAUGGUGGGGCUGGAGAUCGAGUGAUUGAGGCUGUGAAAAGGUUGAUUGAGUUUAACGGUCUAGACCAAUGA
Molecule: messenger RNA, 4002 nt
Organism: Penicillium longicatenatum
Lineage: Eukaryota; Fungi; Ascomycota; Eurotiomycetes; Eurotiales; Aspergillaceae
Product: RNA helicase
Exons: 3
Coding region: 1-4002 (1333 amino acids)
Cellular component (GO): intracellular anatomical structure
Molecular function (GO): ATP binding; RNA binding; protein binding
Source: RefSeq, a predicted model, not a curated record